This is a messenger RNA of Eutrema salsugineum, 1311 nucleotides long. RefSeq lists its product as uncharacterized. NCBI's taxonomy places the organism in Eukaryota, Viridiplantae, Streptophyta, Magnoliopsida, Brassicales, Brassicaceae. The record is from RefSeq and is a predicted model, not a curated record. The transcript has 4 exons. Bases 337 to 1092 code for a protein of 251 amino acids.
CAUCUUAGCACCGCAUAAUUUCUGGGGUAGAAGUCGUAAUAAUUAAGAUCUUGUGUACCUCUCUCUAUCUACAUCUCCUCCUCGGGAGUUUCCUGCGGAGGAUUCCGAUUCCGAUUCCGAUUCCGAUUCCGAUUCCUCUUCUCUCUGUUCUUUUAGGUGUCCGAAUCAUUCUCAUAGCACUUUCCUCUCCGUCUCUGUCUCUGUCUCUGUGAGCUCGAGUGUUGUUCGUCAGAUUACUGGAUUAGGGUUCUCGUCUGCUUGCCUAAUAGAUUUGGGAGGAACUGCAAUUUUUCUUUCCUACCACCUGGGAUCAAUUUUUAUUUUUUUUUUGCUGCCAUGAGUUCCUCGAUCGAGAUCGUUGGUGAGAAGCAAGUGGAAGUUUUGCCUCUUCCAGAUCAGGAUGAAAAGAAGACUGAGCAAUUGGGCAAUGAGCAGAGUUUCGGGAACCAUGGCGGCAGUUGUGCAAUAUGCUUGGAUACAAUACCUCUUCAAGAAACAGCUAUGGUGAAAGGCUGUGAGCAUGCUUACUGUGUGACGUGCAUCCUCCGUUGGGCCAGUUACAAAGAGAAGCCUACCUGCCCACAAUGUAAGCAUCCAUUUGAUUUUCUCAAUGUCCACCGCGCUCUUGACGGAAGCGUUGAAGAUUUCAUGUUCGAGGAGAGCGUCUGCCUCCUCCUGAGAGCAUCAUGGUUUCAGCCGCUGGAUGCCGUGGAGCGGGUUUCAGACAAUGACAUUCACAAUUAUGACUUUGAAAUUCCACCGGAGUAUGAAGAUGAAGACGAUGAUGACCUUGACGAGUUUUAUUUGCACGGUUCAAGUCUUCGUUUAGGAAACAGGAGGUGGGGUGACAAUGGUUUCGUCAGGUCAGGCCGCCAAGAAGCAAGGCCAGUCCAACAUAAGCACCGAGGUGGCCAAGCUUCUGCCUCUGAAUCCGGCUCCUCCUCCUCACGUGAGCCAAAGGAGAAGACUAGCAGUGCCAUUACAGGAAGGCGUGCGAAGAGGGCGAUGAAGCGUGAAGCUGCAAACAAAGCAGCGGAAGCAGUCGCAGCUGCAAAGCAUGAGGCUCAUUUGGUUAGGUUGGGAAGGAAGUGACUCUGGUUGUAUCUCUGUAAUUAAAUCAAACCCACAACCCCAAAAUCCACUGACUUCCAUACUUGAGAAUCUGUACAGCUAGUAGAAUCUAAGAGCACCUCCACUGGGAGGUUCUCAUGUUGGAGAUGCUCUAAUAAUGGUCGAACAAGAAACCUUCCCUAUCUUUGUAAUUUCAUCUCCUUUGUUAGAGAUAUUAAUUUUAUCCAGCAAUUUUCUUGA